AGAAGAAGAAGUCCACUCUGUGUCAACAUAAGAGAUGAACAGCCAACGUUUAGCCGCUAAACUAUUUAACGGACGUUUGUCUUUCUUGCCUGUCUGAGUGAGCACAUCAGCCGCAGCAGAGAUGGAGACAUAAACCCCACUGAUGGAGAGGAAGAGCUCUGGGGAUGACGGCGCUGGAGAGCGAGGCCUGCUCCACACCUGGAAGGGCUACUCCUACAGCGUCACCCCAGAGAGGCUGCUCCUCCGCGGGCCGGUCCUUCAGGUGGCUCUGGGCACAUGGCAUGGUGUUCUGCUGGUGGAAGGAGGGCAGGUGUACAGUUUUGGGGAGUUGCCGUGGAAGCAGAGUCAUGUGCCCGAGCCGGCAAAACCCACCCUGGAGAGCGCGCUCAGUGGCCAGCUGGUGGUCGCUGUUGCAGCUGGAAGCUUCCACAGCGGGGCCAUGACAGAAGAUGGUGGCGUCCACAUGUGGGGGGACAACGCCGCGGGCCAGUGCGGCUUGUCGGGCCUCAGCACCGUCCCCAACCCGACUCCGGUCGCUCUGGUGGACACUGACACAACCCCUCCGCAGAUUGUCCCGGUGCUGGAGCUGGCUUGUGGGGAGCAGCACACUCUGGCGCUGUCGGCCCAGCGGGAGGUGUGGGCGUGGGGCAGCGGUUGUCAGCUGGGCCUCAACGUCGCCGUCUUCCCUGUCUGGAAACCACAAAAGGUGGAGCACUUGGCGGGCAGGUAUGUAUUACAGGUGGCCUGCGGGGCCUCACACAGCCUGGCUCUGGUGCGCUGCUUGGGCCCCCAGGACAUUCACCGGCCCCCGGUUGACAAAUGCAGACAGUGUAAUCAGCUGCUGUUCACCAUGACGGACAAAGAGGACCAUGUCAUCAUCUCUGACGCACACUACUGCCCCCUCAGUAUGGAGCUGACUGAGGAUGAGGUCAGGCUGCAGGCACCUGCUCUGACACAAGGCCUCAAAAUGUCUCCGUCUGAGCCGGUCCUCCCCUCCCAUACCUCCACCUCAAACUCCCCACCACCUACUAGAGGUGUUGACCCUACUCAGGACUCAGAGAAGAAAUCAGCCUUGGCCAACGGAGCGCUGACGGUCGCGGACUCUGGGCCCCCGGCUCAGUCUGGAGGCGGUGUCGUUUUGGGGGUCAAGAGUUCCCCGUAUCCAGAUGAGCAGGCCGUCAAAGACUAUCUAAAGAAACUGUCAGAGGCUGAGCAGAUGGAUAAAGCGACUGCUGGAGGAACGCACACUCUGCUGCCCUCAGCAGGAGCCCUGACCUCCUCCACGCUCAACAGCCUGGUGGCCUCCUGCGCCUCUGCAGUGGGCGAACGGGUCGCCUCCACCUACGAGGCCUUGUCCCUCAAAAAGAUGAUGAACUACCUGCCCUCAGGAGUGGCGAAGGCAGGCGGGCCGGCGGGGCUGACGAGUGUCGUUGGUGAUAACACAACGGAGCGUGUCCGCCUGGAAGACUCCAUGCAGGCUAAGAAGAGCUCCAGCACAGGGGACAUCCGCGGGGAAGAGGCGGAGGGUCUGCGGCGCCACCUCUCGCUACCAGGACUUCUCUCUCAGGGUAGAUACGCUGUUCACCUCUUAUCCACCUCCUAUACUCUGCUGCUGUCCCCGCGGCUGCUGAGGAAAGCCUGCCGCCCGUGGAUGCGUGCAGUGGCCCUCACUCCUCUGGGAGGGCCGGUCCCAGAGGUCCCGGAGGCCCAGGAGGUGUUUCCCACCCUGCAGACGGAGGUGUGGAGUUGGGGCCACGGCGAGCACGGACAGCUGGGACACGGAGACAGUCUGGCUAGAGUACAGCCGCUGUGCAUCAAGAGUCUGAACAGUAAGGAGGUGGUGCGUGUGGCGGCCGGCGCUCAUCAUUCCCUCGCUCUGACUGCUCAGUCUCAGGUGUUUUCUUGGGGAAGUAACAGCUUUGGUCAGCUUGGACACAUGGAGUCACCCAGCACUGUCCCCCGCCUCGCAAAGCUGUCGGAGGGGAUCCGGGUCUGGGACAUGAGUGCUGGAGAGAGACACACCCUCCUGCUCGCAGACGGAGACUGCUUCCGGCCCAUCAUUUAUUACAGCGGGCAGCAGGUCAAAGAGGAGGCGGAGGAGAUCCCCGCCAAGGAGCUGGGUCAACAGGAAGAAGAGGAGGAAGAGGAGCAGCAAGCGGGGAGCUACACCCAGCAGCCUGUACUGCUGCCCUUCUGCAUGGACCUUGGUUAUGUGAGCAACGUGUUUGCGGGCGGCCAGCGCUGCGUGGCUCUCUCCGAUAUGAACGUGAUGGGCUUCAUCGCCAGCCUCCACGAGCUGGCCUCAGCCGAGAGGAAGUUCUACUGCAAGAUGUGCAACAUCAAGACACAGAUAAUACGCCCCCUGCUGGAGAUGGAGGCUCUGAGUUCGGCCCUCGGCCAGACGGCCACCGGGCUCCUGCACACUUUGAUCGGCCGAUUCAGCCUCUUGUGUCACCUGACGGGGCAGCACGCCGCCAGCCUCACCGCCAACCUGCGGCGCGUUCGCGACAUCAACAGUCUGCUCAUCCUGGACAACGCCAGCAUCUUCCUCGACUCUUACACUGAGUACUGCAGCGCUGUGGGCAACUUCCAGGUGAUGGGAGGUUUCCAGACGCUGACCAAACCCUCACUAGAUUUCUUUGGGAAGAAUCCUGAGCUGCUCAUGAAGCUGUCGGAGUGCAGCGAGGAGAACCCCACCACGGCUGACCUGCUGGUGGCGCUCUUCUACCUCCCGACUCGCCACCUUCACGAAUACGGCCGGCUGCUGCUCAAACUGGUCACCUGCUUUGAAGUGUGCUCCAAUGACUACCAGAGGCUGCAGGACAGCUGCUCCAAGUUCGAGGCUUUGGUCCUCCAGCUGAAGAGAAAAAGGAAGGACGCCGACUACACCUUUCAUUUCUGGAAGAGCUUCCCCGGCAAAAUGACGGACUCUCUGCGGAAGCCUCAGCGCCGGCUGAUCUGCGAGAGCAGCAACAAAGCGCUGACGCUGCAGAACGCCGGGAGGUUCUCCGUCAACUGGUUCAUCGUUUUCAACGACGCUUUGGUUCACGCACAGGUCAGCUCCACACACACACACACACACACUUUUCAUCUCGUGCUUCAUAUUUCAGACACUUUAACUUGGUGUGUUUCAAGCGUCUGUAUGUGCUUGCCUCCGUGCUGUCAGGGCGUGGCGCCUUGUAAAAAUCUUUUCUCCACCCAUCAUGUCUUCCCCUUGGCCACGCUUUGGGUGGAGCCGAUCCCAGAGGAGAACACUGGCCUACAUGGAUUGAAGAUGAUCACACCAGAGGAGACGUUCACCCUGCUGGCCUCCUCUCCCAUGGAGAAGACCAAGUGGCUUCGCUCCAUCAACCAGGCGGUGGACCAGGCCCUGAGCGCGGCGGCGCAGGACAGCGCGUCAGUCGGCUCGGGUCAAAAGCUGGAGCCUCCCGUCUCCAGGACGGCCUCGUACACGUUUUAUAAGGACGGGCGGCUGAAACAGGCGAAGUACGAAGGAUGCUGGCUCGCCGGGAAGCCCAACGGCAGAGGCGUGUUAAAAUGGCCUGAUGGGAGAAUAUACACGGGGGCGUUCAAGAACGGGCUGGAAGACGGCUUUGGGGAAUUCUUGGCUCCCAAUAAGACGCUCAACAAGAACGAUCAGUACCUCGGCCACUGGAAAGACGGCAAGAUGCACGGCCUCGGGACAUACAGGUACGCCAGCGGUGAGGUUUACGACGGAUCCUUCCAGGACAGCAUGCGACACGGCCACGGCAUGCUGCGCAGCGGCAAGCUCAACACCUCCUCCCCCAGUGUCUUCAUCGGCCAGUGGCUGCAGGACAAGAAGACCGGCUACGGAGUCUUCGAUGAUAUCACAAAAGGGGAGAAGUACAUGGGCAUGUGGCAGGAUGACCUGCGGCAGGGCACCGCCGUCGUCGUCACUCAGUUUGGACUUUAUUAUGAAGGAGCCUUCAAAGAUAAUAAGAUGAUGGGAACUGGGAUCCUCCUGUCAGAGGACGACACCACGUACGAGGGGGAAUUCUCUGACGACUGGACCCUCAAUGGCAAGGGAACGCUCACAAUGGUAAACAGCGACUACCUGGAGGGCUCCUUCAAUGGCGAAUGGGGCUCGGGCCUCAAAGUGACGGGGUCCUACUUCAAACCACACCUGUUCGACGCCGACAAGGACAAGACCCACGCUGUGAAGCUGGGGCGUCUGUGUGUGUGCGCGGAGGACAAGUGGCAGGCGGUGUUCGAGGAGUGCUGGAGUCAGCUGGGCUGCGAGGAGGCGGGUCGAGGAGAGAACUGGAAGGCCUGGGAGAACAUCGCCGUGGCCCUCGCCACCAGCCGACAACACAUCCAGGACAGUCCGGAGAUGUCUCGAAGUCACAGCAGAACCCUGGAGAGUCUGGAGGUCAUCCCGCAGCACGAAGGACCGAUCACGAUGGAGAGAUAUCACAGCAUCCGCCUCUACCUCCUCAAGGCGUGUGACACCCCGCUCCACCUACUGGGCCGGCUGCUGGAAACCCUGGUGGCGGUCUACAGGAUGACCUACGUGGGCGUCGGAGCGAAUCGUCGGCUGCUGCCUCAGGCUGUCAACGAGAUCAAGUCUUACCUCAACCGCAUCUUCCAGAUUGUCCGGUUUCUUUUCCCAGACCUGCCAGAAGAGGGCGGUCUAAUUCCCGAGCCGACCACCAGCCUCCAGGACAAGAAGGAGCCAGGCUCGACCGAUGCCCCACUAGAGUCACCAAAACCUGGUCGUGUGGUGAGCAGCUCGGCUCUGCUGCUUCCCGUCCUGCUUCCUCGUCUCUACCCGCCGCUCUUCACCCUCUACGCGCUGGACAAGGAGAGAGAGGACGACGUCUACUGGGACUGUGUCCUCCGCCUCAACAAGCAGCCCGACCUGGCGUUGCUCGCCUUCCUGGGUGUUCAGCAAAAGUUUUGGCCAGUUUCCUUUCCCAUCUCCAUGCCUGCACUCGGGGAGAAGCAGCAGGUCCUCUCGAGCACCAAGGACGCCUGCUUCGCCUCUGCAGUGGAGACCCUCCAACAGAUCAGCACAACAUUCACACCGUCGGACAAGCUGCAGGUGAUCCAGCUCACUUUUGAGGAGAUCACGCAGGAGGUCCAGUCGCUGCUGAAGCAGGACUUCCUGUGGUCCAUGGACGACCUUUUCCCCGUCUUCCUCUACGUGGUGCUGCGCGCACGAAUCAGGAACUUGGGGUCAGAGGUGAGCCUGAUUGAAGACCUGAUGGACCCCUGCGUGCAGCACGGAGAGCAUGGAAUCAUGUUCACCACUCUAAAGGCUUGUUACUACCAGAUCCAGCAUGAGAAGAUCACUUAAGACGAGCGUGGCGUUACUUCCUGCGGUCCCAGCCUACUACCACAGCCAAUCAGAGGGCCAGGAUCAGCCAGGCUUCAGGAUGACUGAUGCGAGCAGCGGCCAAUGGGAAGCAGAGGAUCAUUUGUUGACAGCGCCAUCUGCUGUGGGACCUCCUCCUCCACACUCUUUCCCAUUUUAACGACCUCUACCAGGCUCUUAUCCACUGCUGAUGAAGGUACACAUGUGAAUAUUGUCCGUGUUUUCCUGCCAGAGAUGAGCCACUUCAUACCGUCCAGUUUAAACUGUCCACAGCUGAAAGACUUCUUGUGGGAAAUCCUAAUGUAUGAUACCUGGGACAAAAUUCAAGGUUCAUACUAGUGUUGUUUUUAGUGCCAAUGGGAGUGGUUUGUUCUCUGGUUUCUCUGCUCCCACUCAGCAUACUGUGAGACACCAAACCUCUUUUUCUUCCUGCAGAAGAAUCCGUUCUUUCUGCACGGAAAACAACCUUUUUAUCCUGCAGUGUUUCGGGUCAUUUCCGCCUCUUGUCAUUCACCUCACACCUACAUGAAGAAACGGACAUAACCAGGAAAUAAUCUCAUGAAAGCACGUCACUUUACGAGAUUGACCAACUUUUUAUUAUUUACCAUCCCUGUCAUCUGAGACGGCAGCAUAUUUAUUUAUAGUUUAUCAAGAGAAAAGACUUCAAGGAUGAGCACUGACUCGUUGGUGAACAAGCUCACAUCUGGUUCAUUUUCCCACCUCACAGCUGCUUUUCUUUGGGAACUCUUGGGGCUAGUUCACAGCGAUGUUUGACACUGUGUUAUAAAUGUAAACUGACUCUAAAUGAUACUUAUAUUCUCCUGUUACACCAGCUGGCAGCAGAAUAUAGUCAAACCCAGUUAGUGGCUAAAUUAGCCGGCUGUAACUUCUAAAGUUUACACGGACGUUUAGUUCCCCGGCUUUAACAGAAACUACGACGAAGGUAAAUCAUGAGGCCUUAAUGCAAAACCAGGCUGAGGAAAAGACAAUCUGACAGACAUGUGUUUGUUUGUGAGCCCAGUUUUUAGUGUAACACAUACUGACACAUCACUACUGUUCAGUAACAAUUAUGCAUCUCCAAAGUUGGUCAUUUGGGAUUUUUUUAAGAUAAACUGAAAAAGUAAGUGUUCCUUUUUUAUAAAAUGCAAAAUGAUCCUCAAGUUAAAUAAACCGUUGACAGUAAAUGCAAUGCCAGACGGCUGAUUUGGAGAUGCAUGUUUGAUACAUUUGUCUUUUUUUAACAGUGGGUUCCCCCUUCAGAGAUGAUCUUUGUAUUGUUGUGAAUAACACAGUGUUCAUUGCAUGCACCGUAUGAAGGUCUUACUACACCUGCUCACCUGUAAAAUAAUCAAUGCAGAAGGUAAAACGUGAGCCGGGCAGCCGGUUUAAUGUAAACUCUGUUUUUAUAGAUGUGAUGUUCAACGCUGAUUCUCUGCACCAUCUGUUAAAGCUAACUGUUCUUUUUUUAAAACCACUAGCUGUCAGACAGUGUCGCUUAUUUGUGAUUUGCGUCCCACAUGCCAGUUUAUAAAGGGCUUAAGAGAGGAUUCAGAGGAUGACCAAGCCUUUUUCUCUUUAUUUUAAUAUCACGGCUUUUGUUUCCUCCGAUGGUUUAACAAUAGAAAAGCCGGUGGAUCAGAAGCCUCUUUUAGCUGAGGCUGCUGUUUUUCCCUGCAGGACUUUUGGAAACCUAGCAUCAUAAAAUAGAUGUCAAACGGUUACAUUUAAUUGUAAAUGUUGGGUAAAGGUCGGGCGCAGUAAUAAUACAAACGAUUAUCAUAGGAGCUGUUGUGAAAUGCUGUGAAAGUCACCAGAUGUUAUCUGAGUGUAUGGGCUUUAAAAAUGAUCGUGAUGACGCUCUCCAGCCCCUCUUGUUACUGCUGAGACCGUAUGUGCCCGACACUCCAGGUAUCACAUUAUUUUAUCAACCAGAGACUUUAGGUUUCCUGCUGUUCUUUGACUUCCUGUUCAGUGUGUUGUGUUAACUCUGACAUUACCGUCUCACUAACCUUUCAGGUCGCUGCUGCUGCUUAAAACUAAAGGAAAAAGUAGGAUUUUCAACCAAAACUGACUUGCAAACCAAACACAGAACAGUAAAUGUAUUGUAACAGCUGUUCCUUAACUGACUCGCUGACAUGAAGUGGUAUUUUAAUUCCAAACUGAAGAUAAUAUUCAUAAGCUCAUGUUGGGUUCAUGUCCUCAACACGUUCACUCUGAAAACGCCUCACAUACACAUCGCAUUGUGUGUUAACGUGACUGUUUAUUGGUUCACAUUUUGUGUUUCAGCUGGCUGACAUGAGUCCCACAUGUCUUUUACAUGAUGUCAAAUGUAGUGUACCUUUAAAUGAUUACAGACGGCAAUAAACUCGUUUGAUGGACGUUGCUAACUAA
This is a messenger RNA of Anarrhichthys ocellatus (wolf-eel), 7726 nucleotides long. RefSeq names its product alsin Rho guanine nucleotide exchange factor ALS2 b (gene als2b). NCBI's taxonomy places the organism in Eukaryota, Metazoa, Chordata, Actinopteri, Perciformes, Anarhichadidae. The record is from RefSeq and is a predicted model, not a curated record. Bases 143 to 5317 code for a protein of 1724 amino acids. Gene Ontology annotation, molecular function: guanyl-nucleotide exchange factor activity; small GTPase binding. Gene Ontology annotation, biological process: endosomal transport; regulation of GTPase activity. The transcript is spliced from 34 exons. Gene Ontology annotation, cellular component: intracellular membrane-bounded organelle; centrosome; dendrite.